Messenger RNA from Coregonus clupeaformis (lake whitefish), 2904 nucleotides. Its product is annotated as PDZ and LIM domain protein 7. Gene Ontology annotation, biological process: actin cytoskeleton organization; heart development; muscle structure development. Gene Ontology annotation, cellular component: filamentous actin; stress fiber; adherens junction. The record is from RefSeq and is a predicted model, not a curated record. The transcript has 11 exons. Gene Ontology annotation, molecular function: muscle alpha-actinin binding; actin binding. The coding region runs from base 294 to 1595 and encodes 433 amino acids. Lineage: Eukaryota; Metazoa; Chordata; Actinopteri; Salmoniformes; Salmonidae.
CUUGUUAAUUCAUGGCGGGGUCUUAUGGCGCUAGGAAGACAUUAGGUGACUUGGUGAGAGGAAUCAGUAGCUUCACUGGGCUGAAUUUUGGCCUGAAUCACUCCCCAUACAUGUGACUUGCUGACGUUCCAGUAGAACGCUACUAUAGAGGAAUGCAUUGAAUGAAUGCUGGUUCAGAAGGGAUCGACAGUGCUCCUAACGUCCAGGUUGAGGAAGUUUAGUUUAGUUUUCGGCUGGUUUACUUGUUUGAUUUACACAUUUCUUUCAGAUCUCGACUACAGUAGGCCGACACGAUGUCCGGCGAUCAUCAUAAUGACAAGGAGGCUAUGAAUAUAUACUGUAUAACCCUCAACGGACCAGCACCAUGGGGCUUCAGACUUCAGGGGGGGAAGGACUUCAGCAUGCCCCUCACUGUGUCCAGGCUGACCCCCGGGGGUAAGGCCGUGCAGGCCGGUGUGGGCGUGGGAGAUUGGGUGGUGUCCAUCGGGGAGACCAACGCAGAAGACAUGACCCAUGUGGAGGCACAGAACAAGAUCAGAGCAGCAGAGGAGUCGCUCACCCUCACCCUCAGCAAAGCUUUCCAUGUGGGUGGAGAUCAGAAGGAUUCGCUCGCCCCCGCCUACGUUCAGCCCAAAUACUCCUUUGCCCCCAGCACCGCUAUCAACAAGAUGGCGCGGCCAUUCACGCCGGGAGGCGGUAACACGGUCAUUAAACCGGUGGCGUACGCCCCUAAAGUAAACACCCCGGCCUCAACGGCCCGCACCAGCAUGCUACAGCCACACAACGGCGUCAAGGCCUCUGCGUCACCUGCUCAGGCCCAGGCCCAGACCCAGGCAGCGGACAAACCUGAUGCCUCUAAGACGACAGCUCCAGUUAACUCUGGUCCUUUGGUGCGUCCUCCGUGGGUGACCGACCCAGGGUUCGCUGAACGUUACGCCCCAGAUAAGACCAGUACGGUUCUGACCCAGCACAGACAGCCGGCCCAGCCUACGCCCAUGCAGAACCGCUCCUCUAUUCUACAGGCAGCUCAGCAGGCACCCGAGGACAGUGGAAGGACCCCUCUCUGUGGAGCCUGCAACAAGAUCAUUAGGGGCCGGUACCUGGUGGCGCUGGGUCAGUCCUGGCACCCAGAAGAGUUCUGGUGUUCCCAGUGUAAGGUGGUGUUGGAUGAGGGAGGAUUCUUUGAGGAGCGGGGCUCAGUCUUCUGCGCCAAGUGUUAUGAUAACCGCUACACUCCCAACUGUGCCAAAUGCAAGAAGAAGAUCAUAGGGGAGAUCAUGCAUGCUCUGAAGAUGACCUACCAUGUCCAGUGUUUCAUGUGUGCUGCCUGUAAGAGCCCCAUCCGGAACCAGGCCUUCUAUAUGGAGGAGGGAGAACCUUACUGUGAGAGAGAUUAUGAGAAGAUGUUUGGUACUAAGUGCCAUGGCUGUGACUUUAAGAUUGAUGCUGGGGACCGCUUCCUAGAGGCCUUGGGAUUCAGUUGGCACGACACCUGCUUCGUCUGCGCUCUCUGCCAGAUCAACCUCGAAGGGAAGACGUUCUACUCUAAGAAGGAUAAGCCGUUGUGUAAAGGCCAUGCCUUCGCUCCCGUCUGAGAGAGAGAGAGAGAGAGAGAGAGAGAGAGAGAGAGAGGUGCUUCAGAGGGGACAGGAACCCACCCCGUUCUCUGAACCCUGAAGACCCUGUACUCAGCAACACACAGCACCAGAUACUCUCCACUCCACUGCAAACCAGACAGCUCCAGCAUCAGUGUUCAGAUCCUCACUAUCACUCAGCUACAGAUGUGUUCAGAUGUACCCUCAACUUAUAUCCCUCAACUCCUAUCCCUCAACUUAUAUCCCUCAACUCCUAUCCCUCAACUCCAAUCCCUCAACUUCUAUCCCUCAACUCCUAUCCCUCAACUUCUAUCCCUCAACUCCUAUCCCUCAACUCCAAUCCCUCAACUCCAAUCCCUCAACUUCUAUCCCUCAACUUCUAUCCCUCAACUCCUAUCCCUCAACUCCUAUCCCUCAACUCCUAUCCCUCAACUCCUAUCCCUCAACUUCCAUCCCUCAACUUCCAUCCCUCAACUUCCAUCCCUCAACUUCCAUCCCUCAACUUCCAUCCCUCAACUCCUAUCCCUCAACUCCUAUCCCUCAACUUCUAUCCCUCAACUUCCAUCCCUCAACUUCCAUCCCUCAACUUCCAUCCCUCAACUUCUAUCCCUCAACUUCCAUCCCUCAACUUCCAUCCCUCAACAUCCAUUCCUCAACUUUCAUCCCUCAACUUCUAUCCCUCAACUCCUAUCCCUCAACUUCCAUCCCUCAACUUCCAUCCCUCAACUUCCAUCCCUCAACUUCCAUCCCUCAACUCCUAUCCCUCAACUUCCAUCCCUCAACUUUCAUCCCUCAACUUCCAUCCCUCAACUUCCAUCCCUCAACUUCCAUCCCUCAACUCCUAUCCCUCAACUCCUAUCCCUCAACUCCUAUCCCUCAACUCCUAUCCCUCAACUUCCAUCCCUCAACUUUCAUCCCUCAACUUUCAUCCCUCAACUUCCAUCCCUCAACUUUUAUCCCUCAACUUCCAUCCCUCAACUUCCAUCCCUCAACAUCCAUUCCUCAACUUUCAUCCCUCAACUUCUAUCCCUCAACUCCUAUCCCUCAACUUCCAUCCCUCAACUUCCAUCCCUCAACUUCCAUCCCUCAACUCCUAUCCCUCAACUCCUAUCCCUCAACUUUUCAAAUGCGUCCUGUGCUGGCUCCCUCUACCGCUGUCAGCCAUACUCACUUGUCUCUUAGUAUAAGAUCUAAAGGGAUAUGAUGUCAACCUUUCAAACCAUCUGCCAGUUUUUUCUACUGCAGGUUACUCUAGUAUCAUAUUUAAUGGUAUAACGAAGUGUUAUUAUUACAAACGGAGUCAUUUCAA